AUGUCCUCCUCUCAGGAGGUGGAAGCUCCGGCUCCGUCACCAGGCCUCCCGGAACAACCAAAGACUCCCAUAGGCACCACUCACAAUACAGACUUUGAUCUGCGCAAGAUCAGCUCUCUUCCUUCCGAACAACAAGAGCUGUUUCUGCUCACGGCUGUGUCGAAGCUGACGAAGCAUGUCCUUUCCCUGGACGCUGACGGCUGCACUGCGCAGCAGCUGUUCAUCAAGCGAGACGUCUUCCAGGUCAUUUCAUCUUCCCCGGCGCCAUCGAGAGUAAUACGCAACAACCUCGGGCGGUGCUUGGCCCACGUAUUUGGAAUUGGAGACAGGAAGCUGUUGUUCGAAUCAAUCAAUGAGCUGAUUGCGAUCCUUUCAGGGGGCAAGGUCAAGACGGAGAGCGAUGUGCGAACCAAGCAUGCGGCCGUCAGCUGUCUUGGCGAUGUGUUUGCUGCUGCCGGAGACAGCGCCGUCGGCCUGCACCAGCUUGCCUGCUCCACCUUGCUGAAGCUUCUGAAGGCAUCGUCCAGCAAUGCAGGACUCCGGGCUGCCAUCUUUGUGUCCCUGGAGAAGAUUGUAGGCAUGGUCAAGGGUCUCGUGGACGAGGUAGCUGCUCGGGACAUCUGGAGGCAGGGGCGCAGCUAUGCGACGAGUGAUAAGGGAUCCUUGGUCCAGACUUCUGCUUGCCGCUGCUUGAAAGCUCUUGUGCGAGACACGACCUACUUCCGGAACUCGAGCGAUUUUGACAAACUGGAAUCAGCCAUGGUCAAGGCAUUCGAUGCUUUGUCUGUUCACGUGCGACAAGCUGCUGCGGACACUCUGGCGGAGGCUCUAUUCCAGGGGUACUCAGAGGCGGCUGCUGGGGACACGAAAGGCAAAAAGGCAAAGACUAAGCUCAAGCGAUCUUCGACACAUCCAGCAAUUUCGGGGGCAACAGAGGACGACGGUCUUCCCCCUAGGUCUGGGAGCCCGGCGCCCGGUGCCAAGCGUCCGAAAGAUCUUGCUAUUUCGCUGCGUGAUAUGAUUUCUAUCCUUUCUGGGUAUUUUGUCAAGUCAAGCUCUUCGAAUAGGGUCCGUGGUGCCCUCGGCGUUUGCUGUACCCAACUUCUCCAUCGAUUAGGUGAAAGGAUUGUCGAGAGGAACUACAUCAAAAUAGUCGAAUGCCUGUCAAUUGAGCUAUUGGGGUCCAGUACCAUUAGCAACCAUCGGUAUCGUCUGCUCGUUUCUCGACGCAUCGUAGAUACCAUCAUUCAGGAUGUCGUUGGCCGCAAGAUCCUGGGAGAAUCCAGCCAGAUCGUGGCGGCCAAAUCCCUAAUCAACGACAUUUUGAAAAACUACCCACAGGUAUUGGCUGAGAGGCCAGAACCAUCCAAGCAUACGUUGAUCACAGCAUUGAGUGCUGUGGCUUCGCUGAUCAAGUCGCUGGGAUCAGCUGCCAACAGUUUCGCAGACGCAUGCAGGGACGGCCUGCUCCAGGUUUUGCAGCAUCCGAGUUACUCGGUACAGGUAUAUGCUUCAUAUUGCAUGAAGGUCUUCGUCGUGGCCUGCCCUCAGCAGUUGCUUCCCUGCCUCUCAGUCUGCAUGAACAGUCUCACACGAGAGCUGUCCCUUCUUGGCAGUGGGCGAAACUCUCCUAGAAGGUGUAUUGGAUUUGCCCACGGGUUGGCUGCAACGCUGAGUGCCAGUCCAUCUCGCCCACUGUAUGGCUCCCUAGAUGUCAACAGUCGUGUGUUGACGAUGGCGACAAAUCUGCUCAAAUCCAGCGGACAGUCAGAGCUCCGUGUCUCAAGCACUCAAAUCCAAGUAGCAUGGAUUCUCAUUGGCGGCCUGAUGUCCCUUGGACCAAAUUUUGUCAAAAUCCACCUAUCUCAACUGCUGCUACUGUGGAAGAAUGCGCUACCCAAGCCUUUAGCCAAAGACAAUACCUCGGCGAGAAGCUUGCUCGAAUCGUCCUUCUUAACCCACGUCCGAGAAUGUGCUCUCGGUUCGAUUCUCUCGUUCCUUCAGUUUAACAGCCGUCUAUUGACCGUCGAUGUGUCGAAGCGUAUCGCGACAAUGCUCCAGAGCACAACAGAUUUCUUAAAGACUCUGCCUUUGAAGAAGACAACAGAAGAUAUUUCUCAAAGGUUGACACGAGCAUUGCAGCUGCAGGACUUGGACUUGAUGGUCCAACGUCGUGUUCUCCAAUGUUAUAUCAAGCUUGUCAACCUUAGCCCUGCGGGUAGCAGCGAGUCUCUUUUGCAGUCUAACCUUCUCACAAUUGCCAUCUCGCUGUUUGCUGACCCUGACAACUACCAGCCUAGCUCCCUGAGCGCGUCAAUAGCAAACACGGCUGCCACAUUCGAAUCCAUAUGGGACGUGGGUGAUAACUCAGGGUUUGGUGUUACCGGUCUCGUGUCAGGAUUCGAUGUCCGGGACUUGCCUGGCCAGCAUGUCAGCUCCCGCCAGCAACCCCAAGAAUAUGAUACGCCGGAAGAAGCCAUCCUCAACGCGGCAAAGACGCCGGUCUGCGGUAGCUUAGAGCACGACGCAUGCCUUCUCUACGUAGAGGGCAUCAAUGAAUCGUCGCCUACUUCAGAUCCUCCAGCUACCGAGGUCAUCAAUAGCGCGAUCCAACUUUUUGCAUUCGCUUUCCCUUUGACGCCAGCUAAGGUCCAAGAGAGUAUCCUGGAGCAGAUCAAAACAUUUGCCUCAACCGGUUCUCUCCAAAGAGAUCCGGGACGGAAAGCAGCAAUUAACAUCAACCUAGCGACGGCUAUUUUGCUGACCAUGAGGGUUUGCGUGAAGGAAACCCAGUCCCCUGCCGGAAAUAUCUCCAACAUGGCGGUCGAGAACCUUUUACAAGAUAUAGUGCGAGACUUCGUACUUGAUACCGAUCAAUAUGUACGAAGCCUUGGUUACGCGUCUGUGGCACGUCUCUGCAAUGUGUACGGGAAUGCUUUCACCAACACUGAAGUCAAAUAUCUCAUUGACACCAUUGUUGGCAACCGAGAGCCAAGUGCCCGUGCUGGGUGUGCAAUGGCUCUUGGGUCAAUCCAGACUAAAGUAGGCGGAAUGGCUGCCGGGUACCAUUUGAAGACUAUUCUAAGCAUUCUCAUGUCCCUUUGUAACGAUCCUCACCCUGUUGUUCACUAUUGGGCUCUAGAAGCUCUUUCCCUGGCUUCUGAUGCGGCCGGACUGAGCUUUGCUGGAUAUGUGCCAAGUACUCUUGGGAUGUUGGCCCAGCUAUAUGUUUCUGAGACGCAUCACUGUGAAGUGUCAGCGACGAUGACUAUGAAUCUUGAGAUGGAACUAUCCACUACCUCAUCAAUUGCGAAGUGCACGGACUCGUUGAUCAAUAUUCUUGGUCCUGACUUGCAAGAUGCAACCAAGUCUCGAGAGUUGAUUUUCACCCUCAUUGGCCAAUUUGAGAACGAGGAAGACCUUCGUGUGCAAAAAGCAGCGCUAGGCUGUCUGGAACAUCUGUCCGUCUAUGCACCAGGCCAUAUGCAUUUUGGAGACUAUGUGAGGCUUCUCCAGAAGUACUUGUCUGUCGAGAACAUCUCACUCAGAGACUCGGCCAUUGACGGGCUAUACAAUCUCAUGCGGAGAGAACCACGAGAUGUCCUGCGGGAGGCCGAUGAGAGCUUUGAGGCGCAACUUUGGUUGGUCCUCGAUACUGUCCCUACUCAUGAUGGAAUCAUGAACAUCAUCCGCAAUUGGGCGCACCAGACAUGUCUUGCUGAGACAGGCACAUGGAUCCAACGAUUCCAGACUGUGUUAAAGAUGACCCGAGCGCGAAACCAAAGCGAAGAUGAAAGCUCGAAAUCCAAGGGGGCUGCUUUGCCCGAUCUGAAUGACGAGGAAGUCGCAGGCUUCGCUUCUGCCGGUGGUGAUGCUAAGCAGCAAAAAGAAAACCCUACAACCUCUGAAGUUGAGCCGCUCCGGUGGCAGGUGACGGCAUUUGCACUCAACUGCGUGAGCGACUUGUUCGUAAUAGUAGCCAAGGACGUGAUGGCGCAUGGGGAGAGCGAAGGCCAAGCCUCAUUACAAGCCAAGAUCGCUGAUGUUGUCCGCAUGGCCUUCUCUGCAUCUACAGGCAGUGUUUCAGAACUUCGGAUCUGGGGAUUGAAGCUCAUUGGGGCCGUGUUGCGCAUGUUUGGCAAGGUUCCUGACCCAGAUUUUGAUGAAGCCAUGCUUCUCGAGCAAUAUCAAGCUCAGAUCAGCUCCGCAUUGACGCCGGCUUUCGCCGUCGACUCCUCUCCAGAGCUCGCCGCCGAGGCGGUAAACGUCUGCGCCAGCUUCAUUUCGAUAGGAAUCGUCAGGGAUGUUGAGCGCAUGGGUCGCAUUCUCAAGACACUCGUGAGCGCGCUUGAAAGCUUUGCACAAGAUGGCGAGAAUGCCGGGAUUGGUGACUUGACCGGGCUGAGCUCCAAUGCUCAGGUCAUGAUCAAGCUCUCUGUUUUUUCGGCAUGGGCCGAGCUACAGGUGGCCAGCACGGAGCAGAAGUACUUGCACGAUGUUCUAAAGCCACACAUUGGGACUCUGACGCCGCUGUGGCUCGAGUGCCUGCGCGAGUUUGCUCGACUUCGCUUCGAGCCAGACAUCUCCAUGACACUUGGGCCCCCCUCACUAUCUGGAAGCCUAGACACCAUCUACGCUGCCCUCAAUCGUGAGACGUUGUUGCGCUUCUAUCAAGAUGCAUGGCUCAAGUUUGUCGACGCGAUUGCGAGCCUCAUUGAGCAAGACAGCAAUUCGGUGUUCGAUGCUCUCGAUGGCAAGGAUUCAGCAAAGCAAGAAGUUAGCACUCAAGUGAAGAACCAAGGCAUUAACUACCGGGAUGAGCCUGUGGCCUUCUUCUUUGUUCUAUUUGGCUUAGCCUUCGAGGCACUUGCUAUCAGGCCUGGGCACGGGGACCCUUUGGCUUCUCAGGAGCAAACGCUUGAGAUUCUACGAGCCCUCAAGAAGAUUUUACAUCCCAACGUAUCCGGCCAUGCUAUUUACCGCCCCGAUGUCUUCUCCGAGACUAUGGAUCUCCUCGAUCGACUGGUACUCACUGAAGGGCUGGAAGUUCAAACGGCCAUCAUCGACAUCUCCAGCGCGCUCGUUGUGGCUCACCCUUCCGCAAGACGUCACAUUACCGAUGAGGCUGACCUGUCAGAAGACAUCGACCAACUCUUCGAACUCACCAGGAUCAUCGUGCUCGUCCUCACUGGUCUCCUACCAAACCUGUCUGCAGGAAAUCAACCAGUUAGGCACCAGAUGAACGAGGAAGCAAUCUAUCUGAUUCGUACCUCGUUGGACGCCCUUGUAGAUGCAGCAGAAGUGUUCCCUUCAGUCAUUAAAACAGACCUGCACGCUUGCAUCAUCCAUAUAUUCGCCACUACUUUGGCAACAUCUGGCUGCCAAGAGUUGAUUGUACCGCAGUCUCUUGCAACACUCAAGCGAUUCGUCAAAUCCAUGGCUGCCUCGCGAAGCUCGUCUGCCGAAGCCGCGAAAGCUACAGACACCCAGCUACUAGGUUGCAUACGGCGUUUCCUAUCCACCUACCUCAACGCACAGAAGCGUGAGGCCCCAACCUCCUUGGCUUGCGUCAAAAAUUGUCUCCUGGCCACCACUAUCCUUUUCACUGGUGGAGAAAACCAUCUUCCUGCAUCUGACCCACUGGUUGCUCGCUACCUGGAUGAGGUUAUUGACUGUCUGACCGACCGAAUGACGGCCAAAAUUGCGGCCAAUUGCAUCAGGUCACUUUUGGUACAACCGACACGUACGGCCGCAGAUCAAAGCAUCGCGCGUUAUCUCCUCCCCCGCCUCAUCACUUUCAUCAUGAACGUAGAGCCCGAAGAUCCUGAACAAGCCAGGACCCUGGUCAGCCAAUCGAUAUGCCACUAUGUCGCCACCGUUGAAAAGCAACGUGUGUCCGCUGCCAUGGCGUUAGUCAUUCCGGCACUUCUUGCGAAGACCAAUGCAGAAGGCCGGGAGGCCUUCGAGGAAACAAGUGCAAGGCUCCUUGAGCUCGCUGCCGUCGAUCCUGUAGCUUUCCGCGCGAUCGUAAGCGGCAUGAGCAACAACCAAAGAGCGUUCUUGGAGGAGAUCAUCAGAUCUGGUCAAGAAUCCACACGUGCGUCAGACCAGGCUUCCUCGGCGGGCGUAGGCACGCCAAGUAUCGCCUUGAAGAUGAAUUUUGGGGGCUAG
Molecule: messenger RNA, 6171 nt
Organism: Clonostachys rhizophaga
Lineage: Eukaryota; Fungi; Ascomycota; Sordariomycetes; Hypocreales; Bionectriaceae
Source: the annotation of a GenBank genome assembly